Molecule: messenger RNA, 1791 nt
Organism: Insectozyma verbasci
Lineage: Eukaryota; Fungi; Ascomycota; Pichiomycetes; Serinales; Debaryomycetaceae
Source: the annotation of a GenBank genome assembly
AUGAAGUUUUCAAUAGUUAGUUCAUUCGUUUUAUUAUCACCAACUAUAGUCAGUGCAAUUGCUGUUUCUUCUCCAAGAAUUACAGAUGCUCCUGUUCUUAAGAGAGAAGACGAAGAAGAGAAUCCAUAUGCAACUUACCCCUCUGUUGCUAGAACUGCUUCAAUUAAUGGUUUUGCCGAUUUAAUUUAUGAUCAAAUGCCUGAUUGUGCCAAAGCUUGUAUGUACGCAAAUACAGGAGUCACUCCAUGUCCUUACUGGGAUACUGGUUGUUUAUGUAUUAUGCCAGAUUUCGUAGGAGAAAUCGCUCAAUGUGUUGCUGAAAGUUGCCGAGGUCAGGAUGUUAAUGAUGUUAGGAGCUUAGCUACUAGCCAAUGUUCAAGAGCAGGUGUGUGGGAUCCUUAUUGGAUGCUUAAUGCUGACGAUGAUGCUCUUUUAAGCUCAGCUGCUGCUCAAACUACUGAAUCAAGCUCAAGUUCAAGUUUAAGCUCAAUUUCAAGCUCAUCAAGUUUACCACAAGAAACAGAAGGUAGUGAAUCAAGUGAAAUUCAACCAUCAAACUCCUCAUCACAACCAACAACCACAGAUCUUCCAAUUUCAUCAUCUUCAUCUUCUACUACUGCAAUAGCUAGAACUGCUACAAUUAAUGGUUUUGCCGAUAGAGUCUAUGAUAAUAUGCCAGAAUGUGCUAAAUCUUGUUUAGACGUUGACACUGGAGUAUGUCCAUAUUGGGAUACUGGAUGUCUUUGUGUUCUUCCUAAUAUUGCUGGUCCAAUUGGAGCCUGUAUUGCGGAAAAUUGCAGUGGAGAAGAUGUUGUUACUGCCACUCAAUUAGGUCAAUCUGCUUGUUCAAGUGCCGGUGUUACAAACUCAGGCUAUUGGUUAUACCCAGAAUCUGUCGCUGCUCAAUUGGCAUAUGCUGCUACUGCUUUGCCAAGUAGUUCAACAACUAUAGAGUCUUCAGUUACACUGGAAUCAAGUGAAUUUCAAUCAAGCUUUGUUUCUCAAACUUCAGAAGUCAGUGAAACAAGUUUUUCAUCUCAAUCUGCAUCUACUGAAUCAAGUUUACCUAUUUCAUCAGAUUUCCAAUCUUCAUUAGCUCCAGUUGCUUCUAGCUCAGUUACUGAAUCUUUACCAUCCGAAGUAUCUGAAUUUUUAUCAUCAAGCUCAAUUGCUAAUCAAAAUUCAACUAUUUUUGAACAAGCUACAAUCACAGAAACUAUAUGCACUUUAUGUACUCAACAAUCAUCUUUAAAUAAUGAACAGUCAUCUAUAAAUAACGUUCAUUCAUCAGUUAUUUCGGAAGUAAACAAAGUUAUUACAACAGUUGUAUCCUGUGAAUCUGAAAAAGCAUCAAUUGAAACUAUUCUUAAAACUGCAACUGAGACAGUUGUGAUAAAUUCAUGUAAUAGUGUCAAAUCGGAAUUAGAAUCAAUUGAAACUGAAGCUUAUCAUCAUUUAUCAUCAUUAGAAGCUCAACAAGAAUCUUGUGUAUCUAAAAUAACAGAAUUAGCUCAGUCUCAACAAUCAAUAGCUUCAGAAAUUAUUAAAACUGCAACUGAUGACGAAUAUGUUAAAAGCAUUCAAAAUCAAGCUUCAAUUGCUCAAAAUAAUGCUAUUGGAGCUUAUCAAAGUGGUGAAGAUGUUAAAGAAUCAAUAAAUUCAUUAAUUAGUCAAGAAACAGCAAUUGUUGAAGAACAACCAAGUGUUCAAUUAGCAAAUGAAGGUAAUAAAAACAUUAUAACUUUGACAUUUUCAAUUAUUUUUAUUUCAUUCAUUAGUAUGAUGAUUUAA